UAAAAUCAUUCACAAUCCCUCAACAGUACCCACAAGCCCUCACUCUCCUCGCCACCGUAGCCUGAAGUCUGAACGCCGUCUACCACCAGUGACCAGUCUCCUCGCUCCUCAUCAUCGUAGCUUCACCGUUGAAGACCGACCGGCGACCAGAGAGCUCAACCACAGCACCGCUUGGCUGAGCUCCAGCCUCCAGUACUCAUUGAGUCCGGCAGUUGGCGUCUCCUCCAACCUCCAUCUCCACCGCCACCGACCUCAGGAAAAAAAGGGGUUAUUCCAUUGUAAGGAAUAAGAUGUGCAUCUCAUGUAGCAAGAGUAAGAUGGUUCGAAAGGUUGCUAAAGGGAAGAUGAUGGCUUGCUUUUACGAAAGAUAACCAGAUGAGUGGCUUUCAAAAGCAGGGGAUCAAAUUCAAUGAAGGAGUUGGACAAAAAUCAUUAAUCCAAACACCAUGAUUUAGAGACCUAAAAUUGCUUUGAACUUAUGAACACCACCGUUAUUCCUCCUCUCCUACGGCAAAAAUGUAAACUUUUCUUCCCAAAGUUCUUCCGAAUACGCCAUCAAUCUACACUUUCUUUAAAUCAAAAUCUCGUUAUUCUGCUGCAAUCAUGCAAAGGAACUUUAGAAAUAAGUCAAAUCCACGGAUUAAUGAUCAAGACUGGCCUCGACCUGGUCCCCUUCACUCUCAGCAAACUUCUUGCCAAUUCGAUCCACCACACCAGUUAUGCAGCCAAGAUUCUCAAAUACAUUAAAAGCCCGAACCUUUACAUGUUCAACACCUUGCUUAGAAGCUAUUCAAUCAGUGAUCAUCCAGGAGAGGCCCUUAUUCUCCUCAAUCAUAUGAGGGCACAGAGUUUAAUGCUUGAUCAGUUCACCUUUGUCUCUGCCCUCAAAUCUUGUGCCCGUGCUUCUCAAAUACGGACUGGUUUAGGUGUUCAUUCGGUUCUCUUGAGAAAUGGGUUUGUCUUAUUUCUCAAUGUGAUGAAUAGUCUCUUGCAUUUCUAUUGUGCUUGUGGGUGGGUCAGUGAUGCACACAAACUGUUUGAUGAAUUUUCUGUGGAGAGAGACUUGGUGUCGUGGAACACUUUGAUGGGUGGGUAUCUUUGUGUACACAAGUAUAGCAUAGUUGUAGAUUUAUUUAAACAGAUACAUAGAGAUGGUAUAGGUGUUAGUGUUACUACAAUUUUGGGUAUUUUGUCUGCUGUUGGUGAGUUAAAGGGUCAUGUUUUUGGAGGAGAAUGUAUGCAUGGGUAUUGUAUCAAGGUUGGUCUUUCUAUGAAUUUGAAUGUGACCAGUGCUUUGAUUUCGAUGUAUGGAAAAACAAGUGACAUUGGUUCAGGGCACAAAGUCUUUGACGAAGCUGAUGCAAAAGAUGUUGUCUUGUGGAAUUGUUUGAUCGAUAGAUACGCUAAAAGUGGAAUGCUGGAAGAAGCAUUCAAGUUGUUGAGUUUAAUGAAGGUUCAAGGAGUGAAGCCAAAUUCAUCUACCUUUGUAGGCUUGCUUUCAGUUUCUGCAGCCUCUGGUGGCCUUAGUGUUGGCCGAUGCGUCCAUGGCUACAUAAAAGAGCACCAGUUAGUGAUAGAUGCAAUUUUGGGGACUGCUCUUAUAAAUAUGUAUACAAAGUGUGGUUUACUCAAAGAGGCUAUAGAAGUUUUUGAUAAUGUGGACAGGAAAGAUCUCAUGUGUUGGACCGCUAUGAUUUCUGCCUAUGGAGUACAUGGCCAGGCAGAGAAUGCGAUUGUACUUUUUCACAGAAUGGAGGAAGAAGGGUUCAGGCCUAAUGAAGUCACAUUCUUGGCAGUGUUGAAUGCCUGUAGCCACAAUGGAUUGGUUACUGAUGGGAAGAGCUGCUUUAGGAGAAUGGUGGAGCAAUAUUCCUUGUCCCCAAAGGUUGAGCACUAUGGAUGUGUGAUUGAUCUCUUGGGCCGUGCUGGGUUGUUAGAAGAAGCCAGGAAACUAAUCAAGAGCUUGCCCAUUGAGGAGGAUGCUACUGCAUGGCGUGCGUUAUUGGCAGCUUGCAGAGUAUAUGGCGACAUUAGUUUAGGGGAACAGGUUAAGAGAGAAUUGGAGCAAAGAUUUGAUGAACAUCCAGCCGAUUCACUCGCCCUCACUAGUGCCUAUGCCAUUGCGGGAAGGAUGGAAGAUCAUGCAAGCAUGCUUGAGAAGAAUGAAGGCAAACCAAUCGAAGAAUGGAAAUACUUUCCUAUUGGAAAGAAGCAAGUAGGUUUUAGUAGAGUAGCUGCAUGAUCAGAGGUCAUGGUUCAGUAAUGCAAAGGAACAAAGUAGAGUAAUGCACCUAUCAUAUUGAUCAACACAAUCCCAAAAAACUGAAGGUCAUUUCAAUGGGUUUUUCCAGUGGGUUGAGCAGAGAAUUUGCCUGCAUAUACGCACUGAUAGCGUAUGGUAUAUUCAUACACGUUCAUAUGCAAGCACAGACGGAGAACUUAAAGUUAGAAUUUUGAACAGAAAUGGUGCAGACAGUAUUUGCAUGGCGUUAUGGAGGUCAUGAAGUUUAUCUUAUGGUUCUAGCAAUGGGUGGGGUGGGGGUGAUAGAACAGUGAUGAAUUUGGUGAAUGGUUUGACCAUGGGUUUAAGUGCAGCUAUUGAUCUUCCACCAGGUUAUAAUCAGGUAUGAUGUAAAAUUGCAUUUCAUGAGAGUGAAUUAACUAUGAAUUGAUGUGAAAAAUUGAACAUAAGAGGCUUAUUAUGACUGGUAAUAUGUUAUAUUCACCAAAAAAAAAGAAAAAAAGAAGAAAGAUUGGAUCUUGGAGGAUGUUAAUUGCUUUAACAGGUUAUAGGAGCAUAUUUUGAGAAACUGGGGUCACAAUCAUUUGCAUUGACUGAUGCUGAUUAUAGGAGCAUAUCUCCGCCCCACAAAUGUGUAGAAUAAAUUGCAAAUUGCAGUGAAAAUCAAGAACUGUAUUCAAGUAUUGAUUCAUUUGACUUCAUGGCUGUGCAUGUCAGAUUAGCCAGCCUUUCUCCUAAAGAUGAAGAAAUCAUAGGGGUUAAUGUUUUCCAGUAUUAUUCUUUAGCUUGCAUUAUGUGGGACUCAGAAGAAAUGUAUGUCCUGAGAUACAAUUCUGUUGAUGAAGUUAACCGUUGUUUUCUUUUGACAUAGAAGAUAAUCUGCGGAAUAUUGGUCAGUUACUUUGUUUUCAUCUAUGAUAACCCAUAUUAUUUACC
Molecule: messenger RNA, 3178 nt
Organism: Ipomoea triloba (trilobed morning glory)
Lineage: Eukaryota; Viridiplantae; Streptophyta; Magnoliopsida; Solanales; Convolvulaceae
Product: pentatricopeptide repeat-containing protein At1g26900, mitochondrial
Exons: 5
Coding region: 479-2242 (587 amino acids)
Biological process (GO): RNA modification
Molecular function (GO): protein binding; RNA binding
Source: RefSeq, a predicted model, not a curated record